AUGGAAAGAAUACAAAUAAUAUCAAAUCAUUUAGUAGCAGGUGAAAUUAAACAACAAAAAAAAGCACAACCAAGUGCAACAGAUUUCUUUGAUUUCGAUGGACUUUUAACAGAAAAGGAAUUAGCAAUUAGAAAAAAAGCUGAAAAAUUUGCAAAAGAAGAAAUUAAUUCAUUAAAUAUUAAUGAAUAUUAUGAAAGAGCAGAAUUUCCAUUACCAAUUAUUGAAAGAUUAAAAGGAUUAAAUUGGGUGGGUGCAAAUAUAAAAGGAUAUGGUAGUCCAGAGUUAACAUCAAUGGAAUUAGGUUUGAUUGCAAUGGAAAUUUCAAAAUCAAGUGCAGAUAUUGCAACUUUUUAUACUAUACUUUUGAAUAUUACAAUGUUGGCAAUUUAUUAUUCAGGAUCAGAACAACAAAAACAAUAUUAUUUACCAAAGAUGACAUCAUUGGAAAAGAUUGGUGCAUUUGCAUUAACAGAACCUGAGGCAGGAUCAGAUGCAGCAGGUUUAAAAUGUACAGCUAAGCAAUUACCAAAUGGUGCUGGUUGGAUAUUGAAUGGUGAGAAACGUUGGAUUGGUAAUGCACCAAUGGCUGAUAUAAUAGUGAUUUGGGCUAGAAAUAUUGAUACAAAUAAAAUUCAUGGUUUUAUACUUGAGCCUUCAAAAGUAGCAAGUGGUGGCGAUCAAUUAAGAAUUGAAACUCUUCAAAAGAAAUUUGCAUUUAGAAGUGUUCAAAAUGGUCAUAUCUUUAUGAAAGAUUGUUUCAUAGCAGAGGAUCAAAGAUUAACCAAUGCAUUGGAUUUCAAUAGUGGUCCUGGUAAAUGUUUAUUCCUAACUAGAAUAGUGGUUGGUUGGAUUGCAUUGGGAGUCGCUAGUAAUGCCUAUGAAAAAUGUUUACAAUAUGUUAAGCAAAGAAAUCAAUUUGGUCAACCAUUAGCUCAAUUCCAAUUGGUUCAAGAGAGAUUGGUUAAAAUGUGUUCAAAUAUUCAAGCAAUCUCUUUGAUGUGUCAUCGUGUUUCACAACUUUUCGAUCAAGGUAAAUUAUCAAGUGGUCAAGUUGGACUUUUAAAAGCUUUCUCAACCUCAAAAGCCCGUGAAGUAGUUUCAAUGGCUCGUGAAUUAUUCGGUGGUAAUGGUAUACUUUUAGAUGAUAUAGGUAGAAAUUUCCUUGAUAUGGAAGGUAUCUAUACCUUUGAAGGUACUUAUGAUGUAAAUACUUUAAUUGCUGCAAGAGAAAUUACUGGAUUAUCUGCUAUAUCUUCAAUAAAUCAUUCAAAAUCACAACAACAACAAAAAUAA
Messenger RNA from Dictyostelium discoideum AX4, 1293 nucleotides. RefSeq lists its product as hypothetical. Gene Ontology annotation, molecular function: flavin adenine dinucleotide binding; oxidoreductase activity, acting on the CH-CH group of donors; acyl-CoA dehydrogenase activity. The transcript is spliced from 2 exons. NCBI's taxonomy places the organism in Eukaryota, Evosea, Eumycetozoa, Dictyosteliales, Dictyosteliaceae. Gene Ontology annotation, biological process: fatty acid beta-oxidation. The record is from RefSeq and is a predicted model, not a curated record. The coding region runs from base 1 to 1293 and encodes 430 amino acids.